AGAGGCUGUAUAUAAGCUCGGCGCGGAGCACGUGACCUCCUCUUAGGGUACCUUGUUCCACGGCCGCCAUCAUGGACACCAGCCGCGUGCAGCCUAUCAAAUUAGCCCGGGUCACCAAGGUGCUGGGAAGGACCGGAUCGCAGGGACAGUGCACUCAGGUGCGCGUGGAAUUCAUGGACGACACGAGCCGCUCCAUCAUCCGCAACGUGAAAGGCCCGGUCCGCGAGGGGGACGUGCUGACCCUGCUGGAGUCUGAGCGAGAGGCCCGGCGGCUGCGCUGAGCCCGGUCCUGGAUGGAUCCGGCGCGACCCCUUGGCCACCCGCAGAUGACCCGUCACUGUUAAUAAACGGAUUUCUACUA
Molecule: messenger RNA, 361 nt
Organism: Sorex araneus (European shrew)
Lineage: Eukaryota; Metazoa; Chordata; Mammalia; Eulipotyphla; Soricidae
Gene: RPS28
Product: ribosomal protein S28
Exons: 4
Coding region: 72-281 (69 amino acids)
Biological process (GO): maturation of SSU-rRNA; ribosomal small subunit assembly; translation
Cellular component (GO): cytosolic small ribosomal subunit; ribosome
Molecular function (GO): structural constituent of ribosome
Source: RefSeq, a predicted model, not a curated record